Messenger RNA from Gossypium arboreum, 2385 nucleotides. RefSeq lists its product as uncharacterized. The transcript has 3 exons. The record is from RefSeq and is a predicted model, not a curated record. The coding region runs from base 1 to 2385 and encodes 794 amino acids. NCBI's taxonomy places the organism in Eukaryota, Viridiplantae, Streptophyta, Magnoliopsida, Malvales, Malvaceae.
AUGGAAAAGAAGCCAAACGAAAGCUUCCGGCAAUAUACUCAGAGAUGGAGAGAGGUCGCUACACAGGUCCAACCACCGUUGCUAGAAAAAGAAAUAACCAUGCUCUUCAUCAAUACAUUGAAGGCGCCUUUCAUUACUCACAUGUUAGGCAACACAACCAAGAGUUUCGCGGACAUAGUAAUGUCUGGCGAAAUGAUAGAAAAUGCCAUAAGAUCGGGUAAGAUAGAAUUUGGGGAGAACACGAGAAGGUUAGCCCCGAAGAAAAGAGAGAAUGAAGUAGGUAAUGUGAGCUCAGGCUACGCAAAACUUGCCACUGUUAAUCAGUCAAGGGCGAUAGUCACAGGCCAGCAGGCCUCACCAAGGCGGGAGCCUAACACGAGAAAUAAUACAGAGAAGUUUCAAUUCACUCCCAUACCAGUGACGUAUAGGGAGUUAUACAAAAGUCUGUUUAAUGCACAUGUAGUGGCUCUUUUCCACUUAGAGCCGUUGCAGGCCUCAUACCCUAAGUGGUACGACGUAAAUACUCAGCGCGAAUACCAUGCAGGGAUUACGGGGCACUCGAUAAAAAACUGUACCUUGUUCAAAAGGUGCGUGGAAAGGUUUAUCAAAGCAGGUGUUGUAAAAUUCGAUGAUACACCUGGUACAGGAAAUCCGUUGCCUAGUCAUACUGAUAAAGGGGUAAAUGCGAUAAUUGAGAAUAUGGGGAGGAAAGUCAAGCUAAAUAUCGCGGAGGUGAGAACCCCAUUGAAGCUAGUUUGGAAGGAAAUGCAGAAAAGAGGUUUAGUCCUGCAGGAGUUGGGGGAUAAAAUCCAAGAUACACGGAAUUACUGUGAGUUCCAUCAUGAGAAAGAUCACAAGAUCCAGAAUUGUAUUGAGUUCAGGGCCCUAGUACAGGGUCUAAUGGAUAAUAAGGAAUUGGAGUUCCUCGAGUCUGUCGAAGAAGAGGAUGUAUGCUCUCUAGGAGGAGAGUCAAGUGAAGAAGGCUGCAGAGCCAGCCGUCCAGUGAUAAUUAUUUCGAAGCCUAGAGUUAGUGAAGUAGAAGCAAGAGUUACACCAAGAGUUAUAAUCCAGAAGCCAACAGCUUCCCCUUAUAAAGAUAGCCAUAGGGUGCCUUGGAAUUAUAACUGUAGUAUAGCAGUUUCAGAGAAGGAGGGUUCGAUUAACACGCCAAACACAGAAGCCGAACCAGCAAAAAGGAAACCCGUCAUGCUCAAGCAAGAAGUAGAGAGAUCAGAACCACUGGUUAAUAAGCCAGUAAUGGAAAAUGAAGCCAAUGAGUUCUUGAAGUUCCUAAAACACAGCGAGUAUAGUAUUGUGGAACAACUACACCAACAACCGAAUCGCAUAUCCGUAUUGGCUCUGCUAUUAAAUUCGGAGGUCCACCGCAACGCAUUGAUGAAAGUGUUGAACGAAACCUAUGUUGCGGAUGACAUUUCGGUUAACAAAUUGGACCGUCUCGUCAGUAACAUAAGCGCUGACAAUUUCAUCUCCUUCAGCGAUGAUGAGAUACCGCCAAGGGGUAGGGGGUCUACUAAGGCUCUGCAUGUCACUACACGUUGCAAGGGGUAUACGCUACCCGGAGUACUAGUUGAUAAUGGGUCCGUAUUAAACGUGUUGCUUUGGGCUACAUUAAACCAUUUACCUAUAGACAGUUUCCAUAUGAAGACGUGUCAGAACAUAGUAAGAGCAUUUGAUGGCAGAGAAAGGAAAGUAAUGGGAAGGAUAGAAGUACCUCUUCAGAUUGGCCCAAACACGUACGAGGUAGAUUUCUUCGUGAUGGAUAUUAAGCCUUCCUAUAACUGUCUAUUAGGAAGACCUUGGAUUCACUCAGAUGGGGCAGUGCCAUCCUCGCUGCACCAGAAGCUAAAGAUGGUUACUGAGGGUCAGCUAAUAAUAAUAAAUGCGGAGGAGGACAUUAUUGCGUCAGUUACCAGUGAUGCACCCUACAUAGAGAAUGACAACGAAGCGGUUGAAUCUGAAGGAAGCAGGAUUCUGAUACCUAAGAUAUCAGGGGCUACGAAAAUAAGCCUGCAGCUGACAGUUGGGAAAGGGGCGUUACCUGGUAGAGGACUUGGGAGGAACCUCCAUGGACAAGUUAGAGUGCCAGUCUUGGUUGGCAAGUGGGAUCACUUCGGUUUGGGAUUCAGGCCAGAUGCAAGCAAAGUGAAGAAGGAGUUUGAAAGGAAACAAGAACAACAAAGAGCGAGAUUGAGUGGGACAAAAGUCAGGCCCCCGGAUGCCAACAUUAUGAGCAAUGCUAAUAUGAAUCCAGAAUCUCCUUUUGAGCAAGAUAUGUACUCUGAGGGAUCUCAGGAUUUUGAAGAUGACGAAGAUUGUGGUUUAUCUCCAGACUUGUUAAGGAUGGCGGAGCGGGAAGAGAAGUAG